This is a messenger RNA of Polypterus senegalus (gray bichir), 3570 nucleotides long. RefSeq names its product neuralized E3 ubiquitin protein ligase 1Aa (gene neurl1aa). The record is from RefSeq and is a predicted model, not a curated record. Bases 490 to 2205 code for a protein of 571 amino acids. Gene Ontology annotation, biological process: negative regulation of Notch signaling pathway; nervous system development. Gene Ontology annotation, molecular function: ubiquitin protein ligase activity. NCBI's taxonomy places the organism in Eukaryota, Metazoa, Chordata, Cladistia, Polypteriformes, Polypteridae. Gene Ontology annotation, cellular component: postsynaptic density; plasma membrane. The transcript is spliced from 6 exons.
UUCUAGUCCAUGUGACUCGGGCUGGGCUAAAUAAUUAACAGUCAGCUGUCUCCACAGCAACCAAAAUUACUCGUGCAGGAGAGAGGGCCACGGAACAGGCCGCGUGGAGGAGAAAUCUAAUCUUUUAAAUUGAAGCAGCCAGGAUGCCAUACAAUAGGAUAACAACAGCUGUUAAAAAACCCCGACGAGAGGCUUCAGCUUGCAGAGGCUCUUUGCUUUGCCAUGCUGAUUGGUUCACGUUGCCCUUUUUACAGUUUUCUUAAAAUAACGCCUUCAGAAAGAGAACUGAGGAAUAAAAGCAUUACUUUGCCUGCAGGUCUCUUGUCGCAAAAGGAUAUGGAACACAAAACGGGGCAGACAGCAGAAGAAAUCUGAAGUUUUUUUUUUCUUUCUCCGAGAGUUCCAGGUUGUUGCUGCUGCUGCUACUGUUGCUGCUCUCUGUGCGAAAGACCACCGCGCGCUUCUGUCCAGGUCUGCGCCGCAAAGGUCAUGGGGAACAACGUGUCAACAAUUCCAACUUUACAAAGAGGGCACCAGAGCAGAUUUCAUCGGCUUUCUUGUCAGCACAAAGAUUCUCUCAGUGGACCUUUUCCUGCCAGUUCACACCGAUGCCACCACAAAUCCAAGAGAUGUUUGCCCAUCCAGCAGUGCGGGGGGCACCCAAUCAGCCCCCUGCUGUUUCACCCAAGUGCCAAGGGUUCACAGAUCAUCAUGGACCUUUCCCAGAAGUCAGUCAAGAGGCAGGCAAGCUUCUGUAAUGCAAUUACUUUCAGCAAUAGACCUGUUGUCCUGUACGAGCAGGUCAGAUUAAAGAUAACAAAGAAGCAAUGCUGCUGGAGUGGGGCAUUACGAUUGGGGUUCACCACUAAAGACCCUUCUCGAAUUAAUCCUGACAGUCUCCCAAAGUAUGCCUGCCCAGACUUAGUUUCACAGAGUGGGUUCUGGGCUAAGGCUCUUCCUGAAGAGUUUGCUAAUGAGAGUAACAUUAUUGCAUUUUGGGUCGACAAGAAAGGAAGAGUUUUCUACCGAGUUAAUAACUCUAACCCCAUGCUUUUCUUCAGUGGGGUCAGAACAUCAGAACCACUUUGGGCACUUAUAGAUGUGUAUGGAUUAACCCGAGGCGUGCAACUUCUUGACAGUGAGAUUGUGCCGCCUGACUGCAUUCGCCCCCGGUCCUUCACAGCUGUCCGAAGACCAUCACUGAGAAGAGAAACUGAUGAUACUCGCCUCUCAGUCAGCCUCUGUGACCUUAAUCUCCAAGAGGAGAACCUUCAGCUGACCUCUGCAGCCUGCCCCAUCCCUCAGAACUCACUUAAUGCCCAGCAGUCACACUUGUUACCCUUGCACCUGGACAGCGACCUCCAUUUCCACCAGCUCCGUGGCGCACACAUCAAGACAUUGGAUGAGCAGACGGUAGCUCGGUCUGAACAUGCUCGCGAGGAAAGAACUUUGGUGUUCACAAACAGGCCACUCCGCAUUGGAGAGACAAUUUUUAUUAAGGUCAAUAAGUCUAGUACAGCCCGCUCUGGAUCCCUGUCUUAUGGGGUGACCUCUUGUGAUCCUAGCGUGCUCCGGCCUAGCGACUUGCCAUACAACCCAGAAUCACUUGUGGAUCGCAAGGAAUUUUGGGCAGUGUGUCGUGUGCCCACCCCUCUGCAGAGUGGGGACAUCCUUGGCUUUUUAGUGAACCAAGAAGGGGAGCUACUUUUAAGCCACAAUGGCAUGAAUGCUGGGAUGCAAGUGUGUGUGGAUAAUUCCCGUCCCCUUUGGAUGUUCUUCGGAUUACACGGAGCAGUAGCACAGCUAAGAAUUUUGGGUUCGACUCACUUGUCUGGACCCAGAGGCCCCUCCAUCUCCAGUUCUCCAGUUUCUACGCCCAACACUCCCACAGGGCUCUGCAAUGGAAGCUCGGAUCCAAUUCUCAAUGCCAGUGGCUGUGGUGCCCUCUGUAGCUCCACAAGUGGCACGACUCCUAAUUCUCCCAUAAGUCUGCCCGAGUCCCCCCUCUUCCCUUCGGUCUCUGGCACCUGGAGUGAUGAAUGCACCAUCUGCUACGAGAACGUGGUGGACACUGUCAUCUAUGCUUGUGGGCACAUGUGUCUUUGCUACACGUGUGGGCUGAAGCUGAAGAAAAUGGCAAACGCCUGCUGCCCAAUAUGCAGGAGAGCAAUUAAAGACAUUAUCAAAACGUACCGCAGCACAUAAGUGCUAUGAAGUGCAUUCAGAAAUGAAAGAGAAAAAGUUACACCUCUGAUGGGAACCUUCAAGCAUCUCUGUAUGAUAGCCCACCUGCAAAGGGGCAGGUAAAAUGAUCCUUAUGGUCUGCUGUUUUGAAUUAACAGAUUUAUUCUCUAAAAUCUUAACAGCUAACAUUUCAGGAGGACUCACUAAGUUUUGUUUUUUUAUGUGUUGAUCUUCUCUUGUGUUUGCUAGACGUAUGAAGCAUUUUGUGUUAUCUUAAUAGCCAUGAAAUGGGGGUUUUACCACAUUUCUCAGAUAAUUAGGAAACGCAGGGUCUGCUGACCAAAAAAAGUGGACAGCUACCGUAUCGAAUGGGGGCAAAGUCUGCAACACAAACCAGUGACGUGUAACCCAAACGGUUCAUCGCACACAACUCUGUAGAUAGAACUGGAGUGACCUUAAAGUGAAGGCCGGAAGUGCUCCCCGGGAAUUCUGGGCCGCCGUUUCAGGCAACGAGUGUCGGUAAGCACCUGCCUGGGGGCCAACAGUAAGAGCUGAGCCACAGUGCGUGUUAAAUAAGGGCAUUUACACGAUGACCACAUUCAGGGAGCUGUCACAGUGACGGAGAGAUGUGCAAGGGCAUCUAAAUCACGACGAGGUGUUACAGAGAGCCGGUUCUGCCGACACAAUGACGUCCGUUACAAAUCACUAAUAUCGCACUGGCCGAGGCAUACAUUUCCUCUUUUUUUUUCUUUGUAGUUUUUCCAGAAAUCUAAUCCAGUUGUUCCUUUAUUUGCACUGAAUUGAGACGCCACAUUACAGGACCGGAUUUAGACACGCUGAGGACUUGAGCUGCUAACAGAGAACACGGAAACAAGUGGACCUGCCAAGAUGGAUGGCAGCCUGUGCAGGGCCUGAGGAGGGUUUGCUGCAUUCGAAUUUUAAGAACAUGCAAGUAAAAGUAACACAUUGUGAGAGUAUCCUUCAGAUUGUGACCCCCUAAGCUGUAGCUUGUUUUAUUUAGGCCUAAAUCUGGUCCUGGGGCCGCCAUGACAUCACAUGUCACAUAUAGCGCCUGAGCCGUUUAGUGUCAUGCAGCGUCCGAGCAAAAUUAAAUAUUAAAAAAAAAAAACAACACCACAGCACAGUCACAAAGCACAGGGCGAGUCAAAAUCAUGUUAACAUUUGAUUGGCGGAAAUAAUUUAUUCACAAAAAAUACUUCAUAUGUGCAAGAUGAUUUACAGGAAGGUCUCGCCAUCAUGUUCAACACAUGCACCAUAUGUGGCCUAUAAAUGAUAUAUACUGAAGUACAUACAUGGCGGGCAGCACGGUGGCGCAGUGGGUAGGUAGCGCUGCCGCCUCGUAGUUAGGAGACCCGGGUUCACAUC